UUAAUUUCUUUAUGAUGGAUAAUCCGCGUCCCCUGGCCGUCUGUGCAUCGUGGCCUUAAACUCCUCAAUUUGGGACUAUAACCUGCUUAUAAACCAAGCAAACUGAAACUCGUAUAAUUAUUUGCUACUAUACUGUCGAUUUUUGACUGGGGAAAAGGAGGGAGGGUUUGUGUGCGUAUAUAUGGAAAACUUCAAGUCAUAUUGUUUCUGUUUAUACCCUGCGAAUCAGCCUGUAGGCUUGUCACUCGUUCUAUAUUGUGCCGUGUGAACGGAUGACUCUGCUCUGUGGAAAUCAGGGAUACUGCAUCUUUAAACUAUUUUUUUUUCUGGGAUGGGCUAUAUUCAUAACGUCAUUUCUCGUUCUUUAAUUUUUUUCAUCAUUUCGUAAAUGGAACAGAUUUGCCAACACUCCACCUUUCCAAGUGUCCUCUGAGUUUUAUUCAAGUUGUUAUUGCUAUCCUCCACGAACUUUGCAUGUGAUCUAUGUGAUCUAGCACGUCUCAUUCCGAAGCCGUGCAAUUCCAGCGGACCUAAAAGCGAGGCAGAUGUGAUGAUAAUGACGGUGUUGAAAUGUGAAACAAAUAUUUUGUAACUUUCUCCGUCUUUUGCCACAUUUUCAAGUCAUUUCCAUUGCAUCAUGAUGUAUUCGCCCCUCUGCCUUACUCAGAACUGGGAGAGAGUGCAUGUUUACUCCUGUGGGCCACGCGCAUUAAAUGGGGAUGAGUUCCAUCCGUUCAUUGAGGCCCUCCUGCCGUAUGUGCGCGCCUUCGCCUACACCUGGUUCAACCUGCAGGCACGCAAGCGCAAGUACUUCAAGAAGCACGAGAAGCGGAUGACCAAGGACGAGGAGCGCGCGGUCAAGGACGAGCUGCUUGGCGAGAAGGCCGAGGUCAAGCAGAAGUGGGCGUCCCGGCUGCUGGCCAAGCUGCGCAAGGACAUUCGGCCCGAGUGCCGCGAGGACUUCGUGCUGACCAUCACGGGCAAGAAGCCGGCCUGCUGCGUGCUCUCCAACCCCGACCAGAAGGGCAAGAUGCGGAGGAUCGACUGCCUGCGGCAGGCCGACAAGGUGUGGCGGCUGGACCUGGUGAUGGUGAUCCUCUUCAAGGGCAUCCCUCUGGAGAGCACGGACGGCGAGCGGCUGGUCAAAGGCGGCCAGUGCACAAACCCCGUGCUCUGUGUCCAGCCUCACCACAUCGGCGUCUCCAUCAAGGAGCUCGACCUCUAUCUGGCCUACUUCGUCCGGGAGAGAGGUGGGUGUCGUCAUGGGGCUACCACUGCAGUGUGGGGCACGUACGUUUAAAGUUGGAAACCAGAUAACGUCCGGCAUGUGGGUCCCAUCUCAAGUGCUGCCUUGCGCAUCAAGUGCAGUGGGCCAGCGAGACAUGGCUGAUUGUCCUUCGGAAUUAGCUGUGCUCCUGACUAGCGGCUAGCUAAAGCAGUUACAGGAGCAGCUCUGUCUGGCAGUAGAAAGGCAAAGGCAAACUCAAUCGUUCUACUGAUUUUUGUCAAAAUGUGUUUACUUGCAGAGGGGUUUCAUAAAUAAAUGACCAUCUGUGCGACGGAUCGGUAAACAUGUUUAUUUGUUAGCUUACGGUUUACGUAUCCUUUAAAUGCACCCAGGUGGGGCGGUGGGGACCACAAACUAAGCACCUCAGGGGUCACGUAGCUGGAGAACGUCAUGCCUCGUUUGGGUCCUGACAUCGGUUUUUCAUUUCCAGUGCGGUCGUGUGUCCGCCCCUGUAUGCAGCUCGUCUGUUUUCCUCCCUUUCCUCCGAGGUGCUGACUUGGCUUAUGGUAAUGCCAGUCUGGGGGUGCAUUAUAAAGGCACAUCCUGCUGCAGCUCGCACACUCUGUUGAGUGACCUUUUUAAACAAGCAUUUUAUUGUCAGAGCCAGAGGCACGGAGCUCAGCAGAGUGCUGGCUUUACUUGGGAGAGAAAGAAUCGACUGGAGCCAAGCCCUGACACUGUAAAUCAUUUUAAAUGAGCAGGGUCCGGAAUGCCAACUCGUCCAGAAGCUCAGCCUGAUCCACGCCUAUCAGGACUGAUGCCUUGGCGUUCUCUCUUUGUAUAUCUUCAUUCUGUGUGUCCAUCUUCCCAGGUCC
Brienomyrus brachyistius is the source of this 2103-nucleotide messenger RNA. RefSeq names its product nuclear factor 1-like. The record is from RefSeq and is a predicted model, not a curated record. Gene Ontology annotation, molecular function: DNA-binding transcription factor activity, RNA polymerase II-specific; RNA polymerase II cis-regulatory region sequence-specific DNA binding. Gene Ontology annotation, biological process: regulation of transcription by RNA polymerase II. Gene Ontology annotation, cellular component: nucleus. The coding region runs from base 638 to 1300 and encodes 220 amino acids. The transcript has 3 exons. NCBI's taxonomy places the organism in Eukaryota, Metazoa, Chordata, Actinopteri, Osteoglossiformes, Mormyridae.